AUGUUCUUACUGGAAAUGGUUUCUUCCGUGAAUUCACGUUUGGAAAUAACUCUAAAAUGGGAUGAUUUCCACAUUACUCCCUCAACGCAAGUGCGGCUGAACAUUCGAACUGAAUUCACCGACAACUUUGAUAUGCUGAACUUUUUAAAUCCAGUCACUCAACAGGCUUUAUCUGCAGCGCUCAAUGCUGCGUUACCUAAUAUAGUGACCAAAGUAGUGAACACUAAGUUGAAUCCUCUUUUGCACAAGGCGAAACUAAAUUUAACGGAGAUCAUGGGAGAUGGUUGGACCGUUCUAUGCAAUGUGAAGGAUCAGUAUCUGCAGAUAGCACUGAAAAACAAAAGGUAAAG
This is a messenger RNA of Strongylus vulgaris, 350 nucleotides long. NCBI's taxonomy places the organism in Eukaryota, Metazoa, Nematoda, Chromadorea, Rhabditida, Strongylidae. The record is from the annotation of a GenBank genome assembly.